GAACACCUACUAUAGUGAAUGUCUUUAUACGCUCACAACAUGCACUUUAUUAAAGUCACACAGGAGAUGUAAAGUCUUCAUUAUGAGGUGCAAGGAUGUUUAUCUCAUUCUCUGGGAAUAUGAGAUCACCAAAUCCACAACAGGGACAUAGAGGGAAACUUUUAAUAUAAAUGCAGAAUUUUCAACUUGGCUGACUUUUGCAUCGGUUCACACUGCAGAGAUAUGGAGAUUGAAUCAAUGGUAGCAAACUGUGCUCUCAUAAAAGCACGAGAAGUAGGUAAUAAUGGAAAUCGUAAAGGAAGAAGUCGAAAAUGGAGAUACAUUCUACGUUUCCCGCACAUAAACGAGUGCAGAGAGUUGGAGAACAGCAUCGAGCGAGACUAUUACAGUCUGUGCGUGAAGCAGCCCAUUGGGAAACAACUGUUUCGACUCUUCUGUGCGACGCAGACCGAUUUACAGCAUUGCAUUGAACUCCUGGAUGCAAUGGAGGAAUAUGAAGUCACGCCGGACGAGAAGCGAAAAAACUUUGGCAAUAGACUGAUCACAAAAUAUCCCUCCUCACAGUCUGUUCACAGUGUACAGGACAUUUUGGAAAGUCAUUUCAAGAUGUGCAAAUACAACCUGGAGUGCAAUGCGUCUGAAGAUAUCUUCAGUGACAGCCAAAGAACCCUGCACGAGUAUCUGAGUGGAGAUCCAUUCACAGAAUAUCAGAAAAGCAUGUACUUCGACCGCUUCCUGCAGUGGAAGAUAAUCGAGGGACGGCCGGCCACCAGAGACACAUUUCGAGAAUACCGUAUUUUGGGCAAGGGAGGGUUCGGAGAGGUGUGUGCGUGUCAGGUGCGAGCUUCUGGAAAGAUGUACGCCUGUAAGAAACUGGAGAAGAAGCGGGUGAAGAAACAGAAGGGGGAAGGCAUGGCCAUCAAUGAGAAACAGAUUCUCGAGAGGGUCAACAGCAGAUUUGUGGUGAGUUUAGCAUACGCGUAUGAGACUAAAGAAGCUCUGUGUCUGGUGCUGACGCUCAUGAACGGAGGAGAUCUGAGGUUUCACAUCUAUAACAUGGGCAGACAGGGGCUGUUGAAAGACCGAAUCAGAUUCUACGCCGCUGAGAUCCUGUGCGGUUUAGAUCACCUUCAUCAGAAGUCCAUUAUAUACAGAGAUUUAAAGCCAGAGAACAUUCUGCUGGAUGACGACGGUCACAUCCGGAUAUCUGAUUUGGGUCUGGCUGUAAUCUUAAAAGAGGACAAACUGGCAAAGGGCAGAGUGGGCACGCUGGGUUAUAUGGCUCCAGAAGUCAUCAACAACAAAUAUUACGGUGUAAGUGUGGACUGGUGGGGUCUGGGGUGUCUAAUCUACGAGAUGACUGCCGGAAAUCCUCCGUUCCGCAAACACAAGGAAGGGGUGUCGAGAGAAGAGACUGAGAGGAGAGUUCUGGAGGUGACAGAGAUCUACGGGAACAAGUUUGAUGAGGAGACUCAAUCGAUUUGCAAAAGUCUCCUGACAAAAAGCCCAAAGGAGAGACUGGGCUGUGGGUCUAAGAAUGGAAGCGACGCCAUCAAAGCUCAUCCAUUCUUCAAAAGCAUCAACUUCACCAGACUGGAAGCUGGACGAGUAAAACCACCCUUUAUUCCUGAUCCAAGAGCGGUUUACUGUGCAGACGUCUUAGAUAUCGAUCAGUUCUCUACUGUCAAAGGUGUCAUUCUCAACGAGACAGAUAAUGGUUUCUAUGCCAAGUUUAACACGGGAGCCGUGGCCGUGCCCUGGCAGAAUGAGAUGAUCGAAACAGAGUGUUUUAAGGACUUGAAUGUGUUUGGUCCAGAAGGAACGAGAUCACCCGAUCUGGAACGCAACGCUAUGAUCCCGUUGAAUGGUUCUGAGCCGCAGACGUGUAACCAGAUCUCAACGGAUUACCGGCGGCCCCGACUCCUGCACAGAAUCUUCGGCAGACGUCACAGGGCGCGGUCCGCUGAACCCAUAUGUCCCUCCACAACCAGUCAGGGUUCAGAUUCAGCAUGAUUCAUAAACUUCAAAAGGAGUGAAAGUGCCAGCCACCAUUUCCAGAAAUAUGAUUUGCCCACAUUUCUGAAACAUCCAGAAGUUUUUUUGUACAGAAUGAUUAUAAGAGUCAAAUCAUAUAAAAAAUCUCUUUAAAAGACUCAAAUGUAAAUGCACUGUAUCACAAACCCUAUAUGCAGGGUGGGAUACUAUUUUCAUACUCUCCAAAACUAUCUUGAAUUUGUUUUGUACACCUUUUUGUUUUUUUACAUUAAAAAUUGUGAAAAUGG
Molecule: messenger RNA, 2282 nt
Organism: Triplophysa dalaica
Lineage: Eukaryota; Metazoa; Chordata; Actinopteri; Cypriniformes; Nemacheilidae
Gene: grk5
Product: G protein-coupled receptor kinase 5
Exons: 16
Coding region: 223-2013 (596 amino acids)
Biological process (GO): protein phosphorylation; signal transduction; regulation of signal transduction
Cellular component (GO): cytoplasm
Molecular function (GO): G protein-coupled receptor kinase activity; ATP binding
Source: RefSeq, a predicted model, not a curated record